This is a messenger RNA of Anoplophora glabripennis (Asian longhorned beetle), 620 nucleotides long. Its product is annotated as adult-specific cuticular protein ACP-22-like. Gene Ontology annotation, cellular component: extracellular matrix. The record is from RefSeq and is a predicted model, not a curated record. Bases 24 to 539 code for a protein of 171 amino acids. The transcript has 3 exons. NCBI's taxonomy places the organism in Eukaryota, Metazoa, Arthropoda, Insecta, Coleoptera, Cerambycidae.
UCGAGCAAAGUACCUCACUCAACAUGAAUAAUCUCUUUGUAAUUUGUUCGGUAGUAGCUGCAGCGGCAGCUUUACCACAAUAUGGCGGAGGGUCUGCUGGAGGCCUUCUAGGACAUUCCCAGCCCUUGGAACACCAGAUUAUUGGUUUAAGCAGGGGAAUAGAGAUCGAGCAUGGCGGUGGUGAGGAAGGAGGACAUCAAGGUGGAGGCGGUGGAGGUGGUGGAGGCGGCGGAGGCGGAAGCGAAGGAGGUCAUGGGGAGUCGAUUGGAUUCACCGGUUCCCAUUUUAACACCCCUGUAGAUAUACACCACGAGAAAGAAAUUAAAUUGAAGGCUCAUCCAGAAUACUACUACGAUUAUCACGUGGCCGACCACAAACACAAGGACUACAAGAGCAAACACGAGACUCGCGAUGGAUACAAAGUAAAGGGUACGUACAGUCUCUUAGAACCUGACCACAAAACCAUUCGUGUUGUGGAUUAUGUGUCCGACAAGAAACUUGGAUUUGUCGCCAAAGUAUCUUACAAAAAGCAUCAGUAAUAACGAAGCUGAAGGCUCUUGUGUUAGUUUUAAUGUAAAUAUGUUUUUGUAUGAUAUUCUAUUUGUAAUUUUAUAAUUGUU